GAUGUAAACACAAACUAGUUAAAUAUUUUCUACAUUUGCCUUAUUUUGUCGAAAAACGAAACGUUUCAAGCAACAAUAAGUCGUUCCACGUGGUUAAUUUAAGAGGUAAAGUGAAAGAAUGCUACUGGAGAAGUUUACAUACAGCAGUAAGCAGGACCGAGUUUAGCAUCAUGGAGAGUACAGAUAUCAAGCCAACAGAACCGAGCUCAAAGCUAACAUGUGAGAAUGAAGUGAAGGAAAGCUGUGGGAAGAGGAAAUGUGAAGAGACAGAUAAACGGUUUGGAAAGAAGCGAAAAGGAAAUAAACAGCUGAAACCUGGAGAGAGAUAUGUUCCUCCUCCACAGAAACGCAACCCCGGAGUGAGCUUUAAUCAGGAGCACUUCUCUGAAACCUCUUAUUAUUUUGAAGGAGGGCUGAGGAAGGUGCACCCGUAUUAUUUUGAUUUUAAGACCUACUGUAAAGGACGCUGGAUUGGUAAAACACUGCUGGAUGUUUUCAGUAGUGAAUUUCGUGCCGAGCCUAUAGAGUACUACAGGAGGGCAGUUAAAGAGGGACGCAUUCGCCUGAACGAGAUUCCUGUGGAGGAUUUAAAUAUAACACUGAAGAACAAUGACUUUAUGAGGAACACUGUGCAUCGUCAUGAGCCUCCUGUGAGCUCACAGCAACUGCAGAUCUUGGUGGACGACGGUGAAGUGGUGGUGGUAGAUAAACCUGCUUCACUGCCAGUGCAUCCAUGUGGCCGUUACCGACACAACACGAUCAUCUUCAUUCUGGGAAAAGAAAAGGGUCUGUGUGGCCUUCACACGGUGCAUCGCCUCGACCGCCUCACCUCAGGAGUUCUUUUGUUUGCACGCACUCUGGAAGUGUCCAAAAAACUGGAUCAAAUGGUUCGAGAACGGCAGCUGGAGAAGGAGUAUGUUUGUCGUGUGGAUGGGGAGUUUCCAGACGGUGAGAUUGUGUGUGAGGAACCCAUCCUGGUAGUCUCUUUUAAGGUGGGUGUAUGCAGGGUGGACCCUAAAGGCAAAGAGUGCCGCACAGUUUUCCAGAAGCUCAGCUAUAAUGGGCGCUCCAGUGUGGUCCGCUGCCUCCCACUGACAGGGCGCACACACCAAAUUCGGGUUCAUCUCCAGUUCCUGGGCUUCCCUAUCCUCAACGACCCUAUUUAUGGCUCAUAUGCAUGGGGCCCCGACAGGGGCAAGGGAGGCCUGGUGGGUAAAAAUGAUCAGCAAUUGCUGGAUGCUCUUAUUGAUGAGCACCGUUCCAAGGAGAGCUUGCACCUGCUGGAUAUUUCUGAUGAAGUCUUAGCAGGAAGCCGGGAUGAGUCAAACGUGGGACCAAGUGAAGCUGUCCUGAGUAAAAAUGAAUCUGUAAGCGGUGCACAGAAAGAGAAUUCCUGUAGACUCUCAGUGUCAUUACAGACUGAAGAUCCCAACCCAACUACUGACACAUCUUCAAAUGACAAGGAUGCACAAACACACAAUGUACACACAGAGGAAGGGGAAUCUCCCCCAGUGAACAGAACUGCAAACCCCGAGACCAGGGUUGUGCGCGAUCCGUUAUGUGCAGAGUGUAAAAAGGUACGACCUGACCCUACAGAAAAGGACCUGGUCAUGUAUCUGCACGCACUCCGCUACAAGGGCCCGGAUUUCGAGUAUUCCACACAAAUACCUGACUGGGCUAAAGAAGACUGGGUGCAGGAUUAAAAUCCUUCUUACAUUAGGUUUAUUUUUUUUAGGAAUAUUAUAAAUGAAGAAGCAUGCUGAAUUCUUUUUAAAUAUGAUUAUUUAAGGACAUGAUUGUUUUUAAAGUACAAAUUCAGGUGGUAAUAUAAACUGUAAUUUAGGAUAAAUAUUUAAUUUUCCUUCUGGCAGCAUUUCAGAACCAGAAUAAUACAAGUUAUGGAACUGCAGAUUAAUAAAUUUCUUAGACAAAUGUAGAUUAAAACAGUUGCAAAACCUCUGUCCUGAGAUUUUAAACAGUCUGCAUGUUAGACCGCUGCACCACUCGAGCCCUGACUGCACAUCUUUUGAAAUUAUUUACAUUUCUGUAUUGAUUUGUGCAUCCAACUAGCAAACAUUAAAUCUAAACUAAUAACAA
Molecule: messenger RNA, 2097 nt
Organism: Trichomycterus rosablanca
Lineage: Eukaryota; Metazoa; Chordata; Actinopteri; Siluriformes; Trichomycteridae
Gene: rpusd2
Product: RNA pseudouridine synthase domain containing 2
Exons: 3
Coding region: 171-1703 (510 amino acids)
Biological process (GO): enzyme-directed rRNA pseudouridine synthesis
Molecular function (GO): RNA binding; pseudouridine synthase activity
Source: RefSeq, a predicted model, not a curated record